This is a messenger RNA of Mycosarcoma maydis (corn smut), 1995 nucleotides long. RefSeq lists its product as uncharacterized. Gene Ontology annotation, biological process: regulation of transcription by RNA polymerase II. NCBI's taxonomy places the organism in Eukaryota, Fungi, Basidiomycota, Ustilaginomycetes, Ustilaginales. The transcript has a single exon. The record is from RefSeq and is a predicted model, not a curated record. Gene Ontology annotation, molecular function: RNA polymerase II transcription regulatory region sequence-specific DNA binding; DNA-binding transcription activator activity, RNA polymerase II-specific. Gene Ontology annotation, cellular component: nucleus. Bases 1 to 1995 code for a protein of 664 amino acids.
AUGCCCUUUGAGGAAAGUCCCAACUCCUUCCUCUUCGGACUCAACCAAUUCACUUCGCCCCCUGCCGACUCGCAAAACGACAGCGCCAACGACUCGCGCUCCGGCAGCAUGCUUGCCAACCUCGACGCUUUCGCCGUCGCCGACGAUGUUGCUGGCGGCUCUAGCCAAAACGACUCCACAGCCGCCCAGGCUCCCAACUUUGCCGAUCAACUCGCCCUCUGGACUAACGCCAACUUUAGCUUUGAUGGUCCUACCGGUCACGCCCUGUUAGGUGACGAGGAGAAAGAAAAGGAGGAAGCAGAGCACAAUCGGCGACGCGAGGAUGAGAACCGUCGUAAUCAAGAGGAAGAGCGAGAGAGGCUUGCCAGGAAUGCCGCAGCAAGCUCUCGUGGCAGCCAUGCUUUUCGCGGAAAAGCUCGCGAACUCGACUCGAACACUUCCGGCUCGGCUCCACCCUAUCCUGCCACAUCUCAACCCCACACGCCAACCCAACAUCCUCACCAACAGCACCACUCUCAUCCAUCCUACUUUCCCGGUGCGCCCAACUUUAACGCAGCCGUACGACCAUCACCAGCGACCAACCCUCCUGGUCCUGGCGUUGGCGGUCCAUUCUCUCUCUUCAACGGCUUUCCCAAUGUGCAACAGCAGCAACAGCAGCAAUCCUCACAGCCCGGCUUUGGCGCUCCCGCCAACCUCGACAUGACAUCCGCUCUGGCUCUGCAACAUCUUCUAACGAGCAACCCGCUCGCCCUUGCUAGCCUCAGCCAGCUUGCCGGCCUCACCAAUCCACAGCUUCAAUCGCAUCUCGCUGGAAUCGUCAAUGCUGGCGCUGCACUCGGCGGAUUCAACCAGGCCCAGCAAGCCACGACGCCACAACAGCAGCACGGCCACCAACCCCACAGCAACGGCUCCGUCGGUCCUGGCGCAUCGCCUUGGCUCAGUGCUCAGUCCCUAGCAGCCUCUCGCGGCGGCAGUAUUAGCGGAGCUUCACCUCAGAACGUCAACUGGGCUCCACAGCUUGGCUCCAGCGGUCUUCCGGCUGCUUCACCCGGCCAAGUCCCUCCUUCCUUUGGCUCGAACCUCGUCAUCGGCCCAGCGCCGCAGUUUGGCUCUACCGCCAACCACGCCAACGCCUCCAACGGGCCAUCUAGUCGUGUCACUGACGAGCCAGGCUCCUCUGCCUCGGGCACCGGCCAAGGCUCAGGCCCAGGCUCAGGUUCAGGUUCAGGUUCAGGUUCAGGUUCAGGUUCAGGUUCAGGCUCAGGCUCAGGCUCAGGCUCAGGCUCAGGCUCAGGCUCAGGCUCAGGCUCCGCACCUUCCAAGAAGAAACGUACCAGCACGUCUGAAGGCAAAAAAGCUCAAAUUGACAUCGACCCAGACGACUCAGACGACAUCCUGAGCCGACUCGAAGACGUCGAACGACGCUACGAUAUCCCUCCACUCAAACUCAUCGACACAGGGAAUCCAGAAGCCGACGCCGAAGCCAACCGACUGGCUAUUGAAGAGGACAAGCGUCGUCGCAACACGGCCGCCUCUGCUCGCUUCCGUAUCAAAAAGAAGCAGCGCGAAGCAGCGAUGGAACAAGCCUCCAAGGAGCUGCAGCAGCGUCUUGCGGAUCUCGAGACGGAGAAUGCCCGGCUGAGAACCGAAAAUGGCUGGUUGAAGAGCUUGAUUACCGUCAGGCCCGACCAAGCUAUGCCUGGCGGUCUGGAUCAGAGCGCUGUGCCCAAUCCAUUCUCGAAUUUGGCAGGUCCUAGUGGCAGCAGCCAGCGAGCAUCGGGAGUAUCGGGAGCAGCUGCGCCCGCCGAGACGGCGGCCAACGGUGAUGCUCAGCUCAGCAGGGAUACACCCGAUCGUCAGAGUGGUCUGCAUCCCAGAGGCGUGGGUACCGGCGGAGCCGCAAGCGACGAGAAUGCCAAAGGUAAAGCCAACGCCAGCAAGAAUUCCAAUGCCAAUGGCAGUGGUGCCCAGCUCAAGCGUGAUCGCGAGGAAUGA